This is a messenger RNA of Sebastes umbrosus (honeycomb rockfish), 10077 nucleotides long. It is a transcript of the gene phip, whose product is annotated as pleckstrin homology domain interacting protein. The record is from RefSeq and is a predicted model, not a curated record. Bases 153 to 5750 code for a protein of 1865 amino acids. Gene Ontology annotation, cellular component: nucleus. The transcript has 40 exons. Gene Ontology annotation, molecular function: protein binding. Gene Ontology annotation, biological process: regulation of transcription by RNA polymerase II; cytoskeleton organization; regulation of cell shape. Lineage: Eukaryota; Metazoa; Chordata; Actinopteri; Perciformes; Sebastidae.
GAUGGAUACUUUACGCAGCCGGGACUUGGUGUUUGAGCGGAGCUGAAUGGAGGCAGCCUCUUCCUGGUGGAUAAACAGUGACAGCUACAGGGCAGCCACCUACUAGACCCAGCACACAGGCUCUGGCGCUGCCCUGGCACAACAACACCAAAAUGGCUUCAGACAGUACACACAUCGCGCAGUUGACUUCUGAGCUCUACUUCCUAAUAGCCCGGUUUCUAGAAGCUGGACCGUGUCAAAAAGCAGCCGAGACCCUGAUAAGGGAGGUGGAGGAGAAGGAGCUGCUCCCCAUAAGGCUGGACUGGACAGGGCAGGAGCACCCCGGGACCUACGACAAUUUGGUGAAGCUAUACCGGCACAUCAGUCCAGACCACCUGCUGCAGGUCUGCUCCAGAGUUUGCCCGCUGCUGGAGACGGAGGUCCCCGCCAGCGUGCCUGGACUCACCAGCCUGCUAGGGGCUGGCCGGCAGAAUCUCCUCCGCACCACCAAGAGCUGCAAGCAUGUGGUGUGGAAGGGCUCGGCGCUGGCUGCGCUGCACUGUGGGCGACCACCUGAGCCGCCUGUCAUCUACGGGAGCCCGCCUAAUAUUGUCGAGACGGGCUUCGGCCGCCGACUCAACGGCUCCUACCGCCUCCGGCAGCUGGUGCCCACAGCUGUGUACCUGCACAUGAAGAUGCACAAGAGGAUCCUGGGACACCUGUCGUCCGUGUACUGCGUCACCUUCGACAGAACGGGCCGGCGCAUCUUCACGGGCUCAGACGACUGCCUUGUGAAGAUCUGGGGAACAGAUGACGGGCGUCAGCUGGCGACGCUGCGCGGCCACGCCGCUGAGAUCUCCGACAUGGCCGUCAGCUACGAGAACACCAUGAUCGCUGCCGGGUCCUGUGACAAGACCAUCAGGGUGUGGUGCUUACAGACCUGCGCCCCUUUGGCCGUCCUGGAAGGACACGCAGCCUCGAUCACAUCACUGCAGUUUUCUCCUCUCUGUUGCGGCUCAAAGCGCUACCUGUCCUCCACCGGAGCCGACGGCACCAUCUGCUUCUGGCAGUGGGAUGCACGCACGCUCAAGUUUGGUCAGAGGCCCAGCAAAUUCACAGAGCGUUCCAGACCCGGCGUCCAGAUGAUCUGCUCCUCCUUCAGCGCAGGUGGUAUGUUCCUAGCCACAGGAAGUACAGAUCACAUCAUCAGGGUGUACUACUUCGGGUCAGGCCAACCAGAGAAGAUCUCCGAACUUGAGUCCCAUACAGACAAAGUCGACAGCAUCCAGUUCUCACAUUGCAGUGACAGGUUUGUAAGCGGCAGCAGGGAUGGUACAGCACGAAUCUGGCAGCUGCAGCCUCAGGGCUGGAGGAGCAUUCUGCUGGACAUGCAGACCAAAUUACCCGGGAAGUACAACCCUCCUCCGCUGGAAGACAAGGUGACCAAGCUGAAGGUUACCAUGGUAGCAUGGGAUCGCCACGACGGCAUGGUGAUCACAGCGGCCAACAAUCUGACGCUGAAGGUGUGGAAUUCUACCACCGGCAACCUCGUCCACGUCCUGAUGGGUCAUGAGGAUGAGGUGUUUGUCCUGGAGCCACACCCCUUUGAUCCAAGAAUCUUGUUCUCAGCGGGGCAUGAUGGGAACUGCAUUGUGUGGGACCUCGCCAGAGGAGUCAAAAUCCGCUCCUAUUUCAACAUGAUCGAGGGCCAAGGGCACGGAGCGUUGUUUGACUGCAAAUGUAGUCCAGAUGGGCAGCAUUUCGCAGCCACCGACUCCCAUGGACACCUGCUCAUCUUUGGCUUUGGAUCUAGCAGCAAGUAUGACAAGAUAGCGGACCAGAUGUUCUUCCACACCGACUACCGGCCGCUGAUCCGAGACGCUAACAAUUACGUGCUGGACGAGCAGACUCAGCAGGCGCCGCACCUGAUGCCCCCUCCCUUCCUGGUGGACGUGGACGGGAACCCCCACCCCCCCAGAUACCAGCGGCUGGUGCCCGGCAGGGAGGGCUGCCGGGACGAGCAGCUCAUCCCACAGAUGGGGGUCACCUCCUCAGGCCUGAAUCAGGUGGUGAGUGAGCAGGCGGUGGACGGUUCCAGUCCUCUGGAUACGAUGAUUCAGAGGCUGCAGCAGGAGCAGGACCAAAGACUGGGAGGGAAUGACACCAGGUCCAACAGAGGGUCGGUGGGUUCGCCCACAGAGGUGCACUCUCCGCCCAACGUGGGUCUGCGUCGCAGUGGGCAGAUCGAGGGCGUCCGCCAGAUGCACAGCAACGCCCCGCGCAGCCAGAUGGCCACGGAGGGAGACCUGGUAGCCUGGAGCCGCAGGGUGCUGGUCCCCGAGCUGGAGGACGCCUCCGUCAGGAGACAGAUAAACUGGCGUGAGGCUAAAGGGGAGGAGGAGAUCAAUAUCUAUCAGUCAGAAAGGAGACGACGUACCAUCCACUCUCUCCCCAAGGAGAGCAGGGGUCAUCCGACAUCAUCCGAGUCAGUUGACGAAGGGAGGAGGAGUCUGGGUAACCACGGCUACCAAACGCGUGCCGCUAUGGAGGAGACGAGCCGUCAGAGUGCCGAGGCUGCCGAUGACGAUGAAAGCGCCUCAGAGGGAGAGGCGGAGGUUCGGCAAAUUAACGGGCAUUCCUCAGAGGAGGAGAAGGAGGAGGAGCAAAAGGAGCCCUGGCCGGAUGACCACAGUAGUUCAAGUGACUACUCCAGCGAUUACUCUGACUGGACGGCGGACGCAGGGAUCAACCUUGAACCGCCAAAGAAGAGCGUGAAAGUGAAAAAGAAAAGCAGCGGCUCCGAGGAAGACGGAGAGAAGAAGAGGGACGGGAAGAAAGAAAGGAAGAAAGACAAAGUGGACAAAGACGGCGCGUUACCAAAGAAGAAGCAGCCAAAGGAGAAGAGGAAGAGGACAGAGUUUCAGGAGCAAGGGCUAACUCUGGAGGAGUGGCUUCCUUCUGCCUGGAUCACCGACACAGUCCCCCGGAGAUGUCCUUACAUACCCCAGAUGGGAGACGAGGUAUACUACUUCCGACAGGGCCAUGAAGCCUACGUGGAGAUGGCCAAACAAAAAAAGAUUUACAGCAUCCAUCCUAAGAAGCAGCCCUGGCACAAGAUGGAGCUACGGGAGCAGGAAUUGAUGAAGAUAGUUGGCAUCAAGUACGAGGUGGGCUUGCCCACGCUGUGCUGUCUGAAGCUUUCCUUCCUGGACCCCGACACCGGCAAACUGACCGGAGGAUCCUUCUCUAUGAAAUACCACGACAUGCCCGAUGUCAUUGACUUCCUGAUACUGCGCCAGCAGUUUGACAACGCCAGAAAGAGGCAGUGGAGUAUAGGUGACAGGUUUCGGUCAGUGAUUGACGAUGCCUGGUGGUUUGGGACCAUUGAGAGCCAGGAGCCCUACCAGUCUCAGUAUUCUGACAGCCUGUUUCAGUGCUACAAUGUCUGCUGGGACAAUGGAGACACAGAGAAGAUGAGUCCUUGGGACAUGGAGCCCAUCCCUGAUGAUGUUGCUUUCCUCUCCCGUGCAGCCACGUUCCCUGAUGAGUUGGGCAUGAGUGUCCCGCUGGUAGAAGAGGAGCAAAAGGAACUACUGUACGUGCCGAUGGACGGGGAAUGGGGCUGCCGCACGCGCGCAGAGGAGUGCGAACGCAUCAUCAAAGCCAUCGACCAGCUCUGCACACUCGACGUGGCAGCGCCGUUUGCCUUUCCAGUGGACCUACAAGCUUACCCUACAUACUGCACGGUGAUUGCCUACGUCACUGACCUCAGCAGCAUACGGCAGAGGCUGGUGAACCGCUUCUACAGACGGCUGUCCUCUCUGAUGUGGGAGGCUCGUUACAUUGAACACAACGCCCAAACGUUCAAUGAGCCCGGAUCAUUCAUUGUCACCACCGCCAAGUUUGUCUCAGACCUCAUGCUGCAAUUCAUUAAGGACCCAAAUCUGACAGACAUCAUGCCGCUCUACAAAACUAUGAAGAAGGCGACCUUCUCUGACUCUGAAGACGAGGAUGAUGAGGAGGAGGAUGAAGAUACUAAUACUCCUGGAACAUCAACGCGAAACCACAAGGGUCGUCGGCCCACGAAGCGCCAACUGCGAACCCGACCCCCGUCGUACGACCCUCAUGCGUGGAGGGGACGCUGUAAGGAGCUGCUGGAUCUCAUCUUCCAGUGUGAAGACUCUGAGCCCUUCAGAGAACCUGUGGACCUGCAGGAAUACCCAGACUACCUGCAAAUAGUCGAAUCACCGAUGGACUUUGGCACCGUUCUAAACACGCUCAAAGAGGGAAAGUACCAAUCUCCCAUUGAGCUCUGCAAAGAUGUCCGGCUCAUUUUCAGCAACUCCAAAGCUUACACGCCCAGUAAGAAGUCUCGGAUCUACAGUAUGAGUCUGAGGCUCUCUGCCCUCUUUGAGGAGCAUGUCAGCUCCAUCCUGGCUGACUACAAGGCCAUCCACGGCCUGACGAACAAACUGACCAGGCAGGGCACGGACAGACAGACGCGACACACUACAGACAGACAGACGCGGCACGCCAUGAAGAGGAGGAGGAGGAGGAGCGAAUCUCCAGCAAGCAGCACUGCAUCCAGUCCAGAGAGAAAGAGACGUGUAUCAUCCAGGGUGACCGCAAAAAAGGAGCCAUCUCCUCCACCACCUCCUCCUUCACGAUCCUCCUCUCUGAGACACAGCAUCCCCGUCAAACAGCCGCCUCAGCUGGUCAACGGGAAGGCAGACACGCCGGCCGCAGGGCGUACGCGAAGCGCGGCGCGCCAUUCUACGCACUCUCCACCCUCCUCAUCCUCCUCACAUAACGCCACAAGCAGCACACAGAGCACAACAGAGUCUACUCGCUCACUGAGGGCUCAUCACUCUGUGUCGUCUUCAACAACACCAGCUCCUGUAAAGGUGACGCCGUCUGCAGCCGCGGAAGGUAGCAGCGGAGGAAGCACGCGGCGGAAACUCAGGACUCCUGUACGACUCACACCUGGCUCUCCUGCCAACCCUUCGUCUAAGAGCACAGUCCACCUGAAUGGCCACAGUAGUCAUGUGACCCUGGGAGUGGGGAGGAGGGGGCGGAAAUCCAAAGCUGAGCAGCCGGUGAGUCCUCCAGAAGCCACGACCCCGGGGAGCCCUUCCAGACCGCGAGGACGCCCCGCCGGCAAGAAGAGAGGCAGGAAGAGCAAGCAGGAGCAGGAGGAGAUGAGAAGGAGCAGCAACCGCAGGAGCUCCACCCCCGACGACGAGCUUGACCAAUCGACGGGGGACGAAGGCGGGACGUCUUCCGCGCAGGAAACAUCGUUGCUGUCGGACUCUGGCACAGUGUCGACACCCAGGCGGCGCGGCCGGCCGCGCGCGGUAAGAACUGACGACGCCCCUCCUCCCGCUGAGUCGCCUGAGCCCUCGCCGCUGAGGAGGAGCAGCAGGAGAGCCAAUGAGGAGGUCACGCCUCCCUCGCAGGCUGCUCCUCGGCGAUCCAAUCGGAAGGGGCCUCCGGAGGAGGAGGAGGAGGAGGAGGCAGCAGGGGAGGAGGAGGCAGGGGAUGAGGCGGCAGGGGAUGGGGCAGCAGGGGAUGAGGCGGGAGGUGAUGAGGCGGGAGGGUCGAUGCGCACACGUAACCAGGGGCGACGGUCCGCCUGGUACAUGGAGGAGGACUCUGAGGAGGAGCAGAGGCAGCUGCUGUUCGAGGACUCGUCGAUAACGUUUGGCACCUCCUCAAAGGGACGCGUCCGCAAGCUGACUGAAAAGGCCAAAGCCAACCUUAUAGGCUGGUAACCGUGACAACGGGACAGACACAGGAUGUGAGGAGGAGGCUGACAGAGGAGAAAUCCUGUGGAGAUUUCUUAGCAUCGGAGGAGUCGGAGGCUGAGUUGAGGAAGUUGUGCUUGGCGUUUAUAAGCACUUGUACGUCUGGGGGAGCUGCUAGUCCAGCUGCCGCUACUCAACGCUGUGGCGAUGGAGACACAACAGCGCAGCUAUCUGUCCACUCCUCCUUCCUGUUGGCCCAGUAAGCACAUCACUACAACUACAACCGACGGAUUUCUGGCAACGCAUGUUCAUUCGUCCCAACUCCUCCUUCAUUAUAUUGGUCCAUGUUGGAUCCCACAGGAGCUCGCUGACUCCAUAGCUGGUGGUGGUCUUGUGACUCGCUCCUGUCCAGCGAACCACUCUACACCUCCGUCUGCCCUGUCGGCGUCAGAUCGGGCAAAAUAGUUGAACAGUUUUAGUACUUGAAAAAAUCCAGAGGAGAGCUGGAUGUAUCUUAUCUUGCUAUUUUUGAGGAGUGUCUCUUCUGGGUAGGUCAAAGACGCCCACUGAGCUGAAACUGUUAGGUCUGUGACGGAUUACAGACUGUCUUUUGCCCACCAUUCUUCAUUAUUCCCGCUCUUUUUUUAUACAACCCCCCUCUCUGCUUUUUCUAAGAUUUGUACGUGAUGAUCGGCUCUCUGUUUCGGAAGUCUUAACACAUCGGCUGACCUGACUGAGCGUGUCCGUCUGCGCUAAAAUACCAAAUGGCGUACCUUCGUUGGUACUGUAGAUCUGUAGGUUUUGUUUACUGUUGAUGUGCGUGGGUGUGUGUGUGUUCUUAUUUUGCAUGUUAAUUAGAAAGCAUCUCUUUUUUUUAGAAGCUGUUUUUACUGUGAGGAGAAGGAGAAAAAGGAUGCAUGAUGGGUGAAAGGGGUCAUUUCUAUGUCUCGAUAGAUCGUGUUUCAAUGCGUCCUCAACAUUAGCAAUACCUUGUGCCUUUAUGUCCUUGGUGUGUUUGAGUGUGUGUGUGUGUGUGUGUGUGUGUGUGUAUGUGCGCGUGUGUAAAAGGCCUCUGCCCUGCAAUGUACAUGUGCCUGUAUGUGUACGAAUAAGCGAGUAAGUGUAAGUGAAGGAGUGCGUGUGUGUUUUUAUAACACAACUGAGUGCGUCAUUCACUUUCAGCGUACAAACAGUGGCAUACAGUUGUGAAACCUCUCAAAGAAAUGUAUUUAUAGCAGUUGAAAAAAAGAAAAAAGACUUUACAGUUGUUGUAAAACCAUUAUUCAUGUCGAUAUAUUAUCCUAUAAUAACCAACCUAUCGUCAGUUUAUACCUAAGGUACAGCCAGUGGAGCUUUUGGGGGACUUAGCUUUGAGAUGCACUUGCCACAGACCGGUUUAUCAAUGCAGUCGUAGGGGAGUAACCCUGUGUAUUUUAACAUACGAAAACUGAACUUUUUAAAUGUUGAUAUGUUUCUAUGGUGACCACACACACAUCCACACACACACGCAAUUCUGUCUCGCAUGUUCUAGCACUUUCUCACGCCCGGAGCGAACAGGAUCGAGCCAGAUCAAACUGGGUCGGACCGACUUUGGAUGGAAAGCCGAUAGAGAGAGAGAGACAAGUCUUAUAUUCAUCUUUCUGAUUGUGUGCCUUCGCUACUCUGGCAUAUUGAAUCCUUGGUUUUCUGCUUUCGGGGCCUUUUUUUCUUUCUUUUUUUGGACUUCCUGGUUCUGCUCGUCGCUGGGUUCACUUCGAGGACUGAUGGGCUUGUAUAACGAAAGAGAGAAAAGACUGAAAAAUGAACAAUGACUGGAGACAAACAUGUCACUCUCUCUCUCUCCGUACACACAACUAAUGGACCGAGUUUAUAAAGAUGACCGCCUCCAGUUUGAACUGUUUUUACCCCAGCCCAGAGCGACCGACUCGUGUUGUGGGUUUGACGGGAGAACUGGACGUUAUCAUCUAUAUACACCUGGUUCCUUUCAUAGGUCACAUAUUAUUGAAUAUAUAUCUCAUCGUUGUUUUUUUGUUUGUCAAUGCCAAAUUCUGUCUUUUGGGCACUGAAGUUUUAGACCAUGGCUUUUUGAAUGUUUUUAUUUUCUGUCUCCACGGUGAUUGUGUUGAGCUCGUUCACAUAUUAGCGUGUCAACUGUUUUCUGUCUGUGUCCCCGCCAUACAGGACGACGGUUCAGUGGCUACAUCUGUGGAGUUAGAAUGGUGUUUUAUACUCUGUCGCACUUAUUUGAGGAUACAAUUAACUUUCUUCUCACUCAGUCUGGCUUAUAUUUACGUCACAAAAAGAUUUGUUUAUAUUGUGUAUAUGAAGAGUUUUAUUCCAGAUUGAGACAGCCUAAAAACACUGACACCUUCCUCCACAAAUGGCUGUCGGCAUGAGAGUAAAUGUUAUUGUUGGGGGGUUUGUAUUAAAGAUAGGAAGCUUGUGAUCUUUGCCCACAAACGAUGUAUUUUGUGGGCAAAGAUAAACUCUUCGUGGGCACAUAAAGGUUUUUUUUUUUCUAUCUCAAUCGCAAAUAAUCAUAUUUACAGUACAUAUAUGCACAGAUUAUCAUGAGCAAAGUGUGGAAAUAAGAUUUUAGACUUCUCAAACCUUAGGUAUGAGCUCAAAUAUAAUGUUUACAUGAGCCAACAGAAAAAGAAACGUAGUACUUGAGAAUCCAAAUUGUUUGCCGGAUUUUGCGUGGAUGUACAAAUUUUGAAUCAGGAAUGAUCGGUGGCUAACCUCGCCGUUGGCUGCCUACAUAGUAACCAUUGUAUACCCAGUUAAAGGGGAACUAGGGCCAUUUUCAAAAUUCAUACAUGUCAUUCCUAUGGUCUAAGACAAUCCAAAAAAUACUUAGAAAACAUAAACAACUCUCUUCCAAAUCCAAAAACAAGAGUUUUUGUUAAAGAGUUGUUAAAACUCAACCUUGUGAUGUCAUAGGGUAUAAAGUGUGGAACUGCUCUAUAGACGAUGAAUUGAGAGACAUGUUAUAGAUGUCACUGAUGCCUUCAACUGAAACUUGUGUUUACAAUAAGGGAAGUCGUGUAUACAAAAUGUUUGGCGUUGAGUUGUGAGAACACCGCUGCUAAGCAACAGCAAUAUUAACGUUACUGUCGGCAUCUAGAAGCCACAGAGGCUAACAAUUGAACUCGGAGCUUUCAGAAACUAUCCCCUUACGAGGUCUGAAUACCACUGAGUAUAGAGUUCUGAGUAUAUGGGUACAUUUUCUGUUUCAUUUGGGUAUAAAAAAGAAAACAAACAUUCUGCGGGGUCCACAAAAUCAGUCUCCCAUUCAUUGUCUGUGGAGCAGCUCCAGACUGUAUACCCUAUGACAUCACAAGUUUGAGACUUACUUCUCUGGUUUCUGGCUUUGAGAGAGAAGAGCUCAUGUUCACAUAUAUUGAUUGAACUUUACUAGGCCAUGGAUGUAACUACUAGAAUUCUUAAUUUGGAUGGUGUUCUCAUUUAAUACGGGGCUGGGCAGGUAUGUGCGUUAUUUCCCCUCUGAUUUCCCAUUGAAAUACAGUCAAAGUGGGAAUGCAGUCAUCACAUCAAAGUAGACAUGUUUAUUCUAUCUUUUAUCGACCGCCCCGCUUCAUCAGAUCACCCACACUACCUGGCCAUAUUCAUCAAAUCUGUCAAAGUAAAAGAGCUGAUUCAUUAUUGCUGGUCAGGUCACCCUAACCAUGUUAGUAAUAAUGUACAACCUCUAAUCAUUUCAAAGGGGCCUUAAUAGCAAGUCACUGGUUUAUAAGCAAGAAUGUGAGUAUUCACACAUUCCCACUUAUAACUACUCUUUCUUGAGAAGUUCACUGACAGCAGUUCAGAUCAGCUCUCUUACUUUACUGCAUUUUGGAGCUCAUGUACACCACACAUUUACCACGGGCCUGUGCUAAUGUGUGGCAGAGUCGUGCCGUUUGUGGCCUCUGAUAAGGCGUCACAGUGUUUUGUUGGAGGUCAAAAGGUCACAGUGUGUGUGAAGAGGCUGCAUGUGAGCCACCGGGAAGCAUUUUAAGUUUUAUGGGGACGUGGGACGGGGAAAGGGGCGUCUUGUUUCACGUGAAGAGGAUGUCUUUGUUAGUUUGGAUACUUUUUAUAUAUAUAAAGGAAUUCAUGCAAAAAAGAAGCUAGAAUGUAUGUGUAGGGGAGUACUGCUGUCCUGUUAGUUCAUACCAAUAUUUUAAGUAAAUAAACAGUUGUGUUUCCAUAUCCACUUUUCCUUCUUGUUGUGUCAUUUAAAAUCCUCUCUUCAGUUUUUUUUUUUUUAUACCUAAAUUCAUAUUAUUCACCACAUUAAGGGUUCAAGUUACAGUCUGUGAUGUCUUUUAAAAAAAAUAAAUGUGUUUUUUUU